AUGACCGUAAUAUCUACCUCGUCUGGCCCCAAGCAACUUCACGAUGCCGAAAAGCUAUCUCAGAGUGAUUCGUCGCUGGAUUCGCAGGAAGAACGGCACAUCACUGGCUUCAAGUGGUUUUUAUUUCUCUUCAGCACCCUGACGGCCAUCUUCGUCUACUCUCUAGACAAUACAAUUGUUGCCAACAUCGCUCCGAAAAUCGUCAACGAUUUCAACGCGGUCGAAGAUUUGCCAUGGCUAUCGGUAGGGUUCAUGAUUGGGGGAAUGGCAAUGAUACUACCAUUUGGUAAGAUCUACGCACUUUUUGAUGCCAAGUGGGUAUUCAUUGUAUCCACCGUCGUGUUUAUGGCAGCCUCUGCACUCUGUGGCGGGGCACCCACGAUGGACGCCGAGAUCAUCGGGCGAGUCUUUGCUGGUGCGGGCGGUAAUGGAAUGUACUUCGGUCUGCUUGCUCUGAUUUCCAUGAACACCUCCAGCCAAGAACGUCCAAAAUGGCUAAGCUUGAGCGGUUUAGUCUGGGGUCUCGGGACGGUCCUAGGUCCUGUUGUCGGCGGCGCCUUUGAGCUGUAUACUUGGCGCUGGGCAUUCUAUAUCAACCUGCUGUUCGGCGCCAUCUUGCUGCCAAUCUAUCUAUUCGUCAUCCCAUCUAACGACCCACUACCUGGGAUGUCGUGGUGGCGGAAACUAGCCACCUUUGACUGGGUGGGCACGGCAAUUAGUGUCGGAGCAUUUACCACUCUGGUAAUGGGCAUCAACUUCAGUGGAACCCUUUACCCAUGGAAUAGUGGGCAGACGAUUGCGCUGUUUGUUGUCUCCGGCGCUCUCUGGAUCAUCUUUGGCCUCCAACAGGGCUUCAACAUCGCGACCUCGGCCGACAGGCGCAUUUUACCAAUUCACCUAUUUACUCAGAAGGAGCCAGUCUUACUAUUUAUCACCUGUGCAGCAGUAGGCGCUGUCUCCUAUAUCAGUGUCUAUUACGUCCCUAUUUAUUUCCAGUUCACCCAAGGAGACAACGCGAUCAGAUCUGCCGUCCGCCUACUCCCUUUCAUCUUCCUGCUAAUCACUACCAUUCCGACUAGUGGUGUCAUGAUGUCUCGUGUCGGCUACUAUAAGCCCUGGUAUCUAUGUGGCAGCAUAAUUGCCCUAAUCCCGGCUAUCGUGCUAGGACUCGGAGCUGGCGCCUACACCCAGGCAUCCUUUGGGGUCAUUCAGGCUGUGGUAGCCCCGGCUGAGGCACCCAAUGGACUGACUCUCAUGCUCCUCGCCCAACUAAGCGGCAUGACGCUAGGCCUAUCUAUCAGCGGCGCUAUAUUCGUUAAUAUCGCGUCGAACGACCUGUUCACCUUACUCCCUGAUUAUCCGCAAUCACAAGUUAGGCAGAUCGUCUCCGGAACGAGUGGCCAGCUGCUCCCGUCACUUCCUGAGACGCUACGUGAUCAAGCGCUUGUCAUUAUCGUGUCUGCAUGGCACAACAUUUUCAUCUGCGUGUAUGUCGCCGCUGCUGCCAGCUUGGUAUGCUCGGUCUUUAUGUCGCAUAAAAAGUGCAACGUCUCGGCCGCUGCGGGCGGUGCGUGA
Messenger RNA from Penicillium samsonianum, 1575 nucleotides. RefSeq names its product Major facilitator superfamily domain general substrate transporter. Lineage: Eukaryota; Fungi; Ascomycota; Eurotiomycetes; Eurotiales; Aspergillaceae. The record is from RefSeq and is a predicted model, not a curated record. Gene Ontology annotation, molecular function: transmembrane transporter activity. The transcript has 9 exons. Gene Ontology annotation, biological process: transmembrane transport. The coding region runs from base 1 to 1575 and encodes 524 amino acids.